UCUGAAUUGAUAUUCAUAGCCGCGUGUCAUUCCAAAAAUGCGCGAAUGGCAUCAUUUGGCCCAGCCAAAAAGUAAAGACCCCUGUGAUAUAAGCUGGCCACAAUGGGCAUAAAAAGCUCCGUGGCCAGUGUACCCGAGCUUUAGUCCCGUUAGUCGCACCAUCAGCUGACCUGAGCAACAACAACCUGUGCGGAGAAACAAAGUUUCGCGCUAAAAAUACCCAAAGUUCAUGGUCAACGUCUUGGGCGGAGCGGGCUGAUUGAAUCCCUGAUAUUGGCAUCCCGACAUGGCCCUGAUUCGCUGCUGCUUCGAGCCACCGGAGCUGCCUGAGUUCUUCGACAGCUUUGUGCAGAAGUGCACGGAUCCCAGUUGCUGCUGCGGAUGCUGCUCGGCGCUCAGGCCGCGCUACAAGCGCUUGGUGGAUAACAUCUUCCCGGUUAACCCGGAGGACGGGUUGGUCAAGUCGAACAUGGAGAAGCUCACCUUCUACUCCCUGAGCUCGCCGGACAAGCUGGACCGGAUUGGAGAGUACCUGUACCAAAAGGCCACCAAGGAUAUUAACCGAAAGCGCUACAAACUAGCCGAGAUUGCCAUGGAGGCCAUGGACCUGCUUCUUCAGGCUUGUCAUGCCCAGACCACACUCAACUUGUUUGUAGAGUCCUUCCUACGGAUGGUGCAGAAGCUCCUAGAAGACUCAAACCCCAACCUCAAGAUAAUGGCCACCAAUUCGUUUGUGAAGUUCGCCAACAUCAACGAGGAUACACCAUCUUACCAUCGACGAUAUGACUUUUUCAUCUCGAAGUUCUCUUCGAUGUGCCACAGCGAUGCGGCUAGCAUGCGAGACAGUCUACGUCUGGCGGGAAUCAAGGGCUUGCAGGGCGUUAUCCGGAAAACAGUGUCCGACGAUCUUGUGGAGAACAUCUGGGAGGCGGAGCACAUGGAAAAAAUUGUGCCCUCGCUGCUUUUCAAUAUGCAGUCCGGGGAUCUAACGCCCGUAGAGGACGCCACCAAUGUCACGCCACCGGCCUUGGCCGAGGAGGUUCUCCGCGAGCUGGUGGGACGCGCCUCCUUCGGACACAUUCGCAGUGUGCUAAAGCCGCUGCUGACCCACUUGGACCGACAUGAGCUGUGGGUGCCCAACACAUUUGCCAUUCACACAUUCCGCAUCGUGAUGAUCUCCAUACAGCCGCAGUACUCGUAUACCGUGGUGGAGACUCUGAUGCAGCAUUUGGACAACAACUUUAAGUCCUCUCCGAAAACGCGCACUUCGCUCGCCGUUGUUCUAUCGAAGAUUAUAGCUAUUGCAGCGGGUGAGAGUGUCGGUCCCUCGGCCCUGGACAUCAUCAACAACCUGUUGACCCACCUGCGGACGAGUGUGAGCACUACCAGCGAGAUUACACCAGAGGAGUCACAAUACCAGGAGGCGCUCAUCAACGCGCUAGGCGAAUUUGCCAACCAUCAUCCCGACUACCAAAAGAUCGAGAUCAUGCUAUUUAUCAUGAACACCGUGCCGGACCUGUCCAAGAAGAGCAAGGGCGACCAAAUGCUGCAGAACAUUCUGCUUAAAUCACUGCUCAAGGUGGGCACGCAGUACAGCACCGUCUCCUUCGAAAAGGCAUUCCCUGCCUCCUUCCUGCAGCCGCUGCUUAAGAUGGCACGUGCUCCACACAAUCCCACGCGCAUGGUUGUGAUGCAAAUAUUGCAGGCCCUUCUAGAUCGCCAUCAGAAUGAGCAGGUGCUUAGCAGCGUGAGUGUAAAGCCAUACCCGGCACUCUCGCAAGAGCCGCCCUCGCGCUCGGACAUAAUUUUCACGCACAAAUACGGCGCCAACAUCAUGCAGGCGUUGAUCGACUCCAUGGCACUGUCGGAUCGGGUUGAUGCCCUGACCUCCAGUUUUAAUACCGCUGCUCUACUUAUCGUAGAAAUGUCCUGCAACGAAACCGUGCAAGAGUUCCUUCUGUUUAUUCUCGGAAUCCAGCAGGUAGCCAGCACAGUGGACACUCUGGGCAACGUGCACAAAUGUAGCCUGCAUGCCAUCUCAAUUGGCCUGCUAGUGCUCAUCUCGCGUGUUAGUGGAAUCAACAACCUUUUGGAAUAUGCUCAAAAAAUAGUGGACGCACGGCGUGAAGAGGCCAGCCACUUCCUUCCCCCACUGCUUGAGCCCAAGAAGCAAGCCGGAAAGACCUUUAACCUGGCUCUGCCGCACCUAGCCAUAGAUAAGUUGGCGCUAGGAGAGUGCUUACAGAACGCGGGCAUGGACGCCCAACGUCUCAAUACUGGUGCUCCCUACUCGCUUAACCAGACGGAUCACCCAGGACACCGCCACUCUUGGGUGGAGUCGGUAAGCAACCAGCUGACCCAGCGCAACAGCUCAGCGGAUCUGACGGUCUACAACGGCGAUGUGGACAGCGUUAGCAGCUCGCCAGGAGUGUGCAAAAAGCUUCUUGCGCCGGAGUUUAACUUCGAUGCCAUGAAGCGAGCUCUGGCAGAGCCAACUGAGGCCGCGAAGCGGGAGCAGCGCGAGCGCCAGAUGCAGAUAGUUCGCACAUUCCGCGAAGGCGAGUUCGACGAUCUUAUGAGACGCACAGAACCAAAGCACGAUCUCAUUCAGAACCGUCUUAACGAACUUUUUAACUCGCUAGCCGUGGAGCGUCAGAUCACGCAGAGCGACACGAAGUCCAGUCAGUUGCAAGCUUGCAAUGAGAAGCCCAUCUACGAGACGAACUUUCCGGAACUCUUUUACUAUUAAAA
Drosophila teissieri is the source of this 2751-nucleotide messenger RNA. It is a transcript of the gene stmA, whose product is annotated as protein EFR3 homolog cmp44E. The transcript has 8 exons. Gene Ontology annotation, cellular component: plasma membrane. Gene Ontology annotation, biological process: protein localization to plasma membrane. Lineage: Eukaryota; Metazoa; Arthropoda; Insecta; Diptera; Drosophilidae. The record is from RefSeq and is a predicted model, not a curated record. Bases 287 to 2749 code for a protein of 820 amino acids.